AUGGAGCUAUCAAAGAGCAGCCUGGGGCUUCUCUACCUCCUGUCCUUUAUCUCCAUUGCUACCACCUUCUUAACUCAAUGUGAAGCAAAAGGCUUAGGGCAACAUGAGAGCUCACAGACUAAUAAAUCAUCAAGGAAGCCGAGGCCAGCAUUGCUCUUCGAGUUGGACUCAUCUCCGGAUCCCUACUCCUCCUCCCUUGUGACCAAUCCUCCUUAUUGUGUCAACCCUCCUCUUGCUCCUCUGCCACCUUCUACGAUACCAACUCCUACGAUUCCCAUGCAAUCUCCACCACCUUCUGUAUACUACUCUCCACCAAUUCUCGCUCCAUAUCCACCAGCAACAGUGCCCGGCCCACCAACUUACGUGCCAGGCCCACCAACUUUUGUCCCAAGCCCACCAGAGUUCGCCCCAGGACCAACUCCUACGCUCCCAAUGCAAUCUCCACCUCUAGCACCACCACCGUCUGUGUACUACCCUCCGCCAGCUCUCCCUCCAUAUCCACCGGAAAUAGUGCCCAGCCCACCAACUUACGUGCCAAGCCCACCUGCAUACGGGCUCAGCCCACCAACUUAUGUCCCAAGCCCACCAGAGUUCGUCCCAGGCCCACCGGUGUUUGUCCCCGGUCCACCACUGUUCCUACCACCAGUGGUGUAUCCACCGCCGUUGGCACCGCCGCCGGCAGUGACAGUGCCCGCCCUCUGGUGUGUCGCAAAGCCCACGGUGCCAGACCCAAUUGUCCAAGAGGCCUUGGACUAUGCAUGCGGGUCCGGGGCCGAUUGCGACUCGAUCCAGCCCGGUGGUGAAUGCUUCCAGCCUGAUACGGUAUUGGCCCAUGCUUCGUAUGCAUUCAAUAGCUAUUGGCAGCGGACGAAGGUGGCCGGAGGGACGUGUGAUUUUGGUGGGACGGCAAUGCUGAUCACUGUUGAUCCAGGCUAUGAUGCGUGUCAUUUCAACCUCAUGUGAAGAUAUAAAUAUCGCAGAGCAAUCAAUUGGCCAUUGGCCAUUGGAGACCAAAAUAAGAGUUGCUUCCAAGCCCAAAAAUCUGAAGCGUUUAAUAUAUAUAUAUAUAUAGGACUUUAAAGCCAUUUAAAUCUUGCACCUAGUGCUUAUUGUGUUUACAUUAAG
Molecule: messenger RNA, 1125 nt
Organism: Elaeis guineensis (African oil palm)
Lineage: Eukaryota; Viridiplantae; Streptophyta; Magnoliopsida; Arecales; Arecaceae
Source: RefSeq, a predicted model, not a curated record